This is a messenger RNA of Hevea brasiliensis (rubber tree), 1414 nucleotides long. RefSeq names its product protein XAP5 CIRCADIAN TIMEKEEPER. Bases 126 to 1136 code for a protein of 336 amino acids. Gene Ontology annotation, cellular component: nucleus. The transcript has 12 exons. Gene Ontology annotation, biological process: chromatin organization. Lineage: Eukaryota; Viridiplantae; Streptophyta; Magnoliopsida; Malpighiales; Euphorbiaceae. The record is from RefSeq and is a predicted model, not a curated record.
GGGCGAAGUCCUUAGGCGGUUUAAGCCUUCUCAUCCUUCGUCGAUCGUUUUAUCGGGCAACAAACGAGGGCCAAAACCCAUUUUCCAGGGAGGCAUAACAGGGGAAAGGAAAAAGAAAGCAAACGAUGUCGGGCAUGGGAGACGGGUACGUGGGCACGGCCCAAGACGCCGUGAGGAUCCGGCGGUUAGAGAAGCAGCGAGAAGCUGAGCGUCGCAAAAUCCAAGAGCUUAAGACCAAGUCGGCCUCCGCCAAGGGCCAACCUGGCCUCCUCCAAUUCGGGUCAAGCACCUCAGAGAUUCUUGAGACUGCAUUUAAGAAGGAGACUGUGGGUUUGGUUACAAGAGAGCAAUAUGUUGAGAAGAGGGUUAAUAUUCAGAAUAAAAUUGAAGAGGAAGAAAAGGAGAAGCUACAAAAGUUACGGCAAGAGGAGGAGGAGCUUCAGUUGGAAAAGCGAAAAAAGAGAAAGAUUAAGGUGAAUCCUCGAUUAUCGUUUGCUGAUGAUAUUGAGAACGGAAGUGAAGAAGAGGACGCUGAAGACAAAGGUUUAGAGUCAAACAGAUUAGUGCAUGGAAAAUUUGGCAAAGAUCCCACGGUGGAAACAAGCUUCUUGCCUGACAGUGAGCGGGAGGCAGAGGAGCAAGCUGAGCGUGAAAGGUUGCGGAAACAGUGGCUUCAUGAACAGGAACAGAUUCGAAAUGAGCCCCUUGAAAUUACUUACAGCUACUGGGAUGGAGCAGGCCAUAGGAGAGUGAUCCAGGUACGCAAAGGUGAUACCAUAGGAGAGUUUCUUAGGGCAGUUCAGCAGCAACUUGCACCUGAGUUUAGGGAAAUCAGAACGACAUCUGUGGAGAAUUUACUUUAUGUGAAAGAAGAUCUCAUCAUUCCCCAUCAACACAGCUUCUAUGAGCUUAUUGUUAACAAGGCUAGGGGCAAAAGUGGACCACUAUUUCACUUUGAUGUGCAUGAGGAUGUGCGGACUAUAGCUGAUGCUACAAUAGAGAAGGAUGAGUCACAUGCGGGUAAAGUUGUUGAGAGGCACUGGUAUGAGAAGAACAAACACAUUUUCCCUGCUUCAAGAUGGGAGAUAUAUGACCCAUCAAAGAAGUGGGAGCGUUACACCAUCCAUGGAGAUUGAUUUAGUAGCUGGAUUUGUUUAUUAUUUCACAAAGACGUGGGAAGUUUGUGUUAUCAACUGCAUGAGCACUAGUUUUGUACUUUUUUUUUUUUUUGUGUCUUUUCAUUUCAGUAUCAUGAUGUAUUUAAGUGCAGUUGGUAGUGGAUGGAGUUAUAAUGAUUUAGUCAUUGAUCAUGAAUCUUCUACUUGGCAGUUUGGUCAGAAAAUACAUCUUUUACUGCUGCAAGAAUUCAGCAUAAUUAAUUAGCAUGCUAUAAUCAACAUCCUUUCCAUGUCAA